This is a messenger RNA of Alternaria conjuncta, 5895 nucleotides long. RefSeq lists its product as uncharacterized. NCBI's taxonomy places the organism in Eukaryota, Fungi, Ascomycota, Dothideomycetes, Pleosporales, Pleosporaceae. The transcript is spliced from 3 exons. Gene Ontology annotation, molecular function: peptidase activator activity; proteasome binding. Gene Ontology annotation, cellular component: nucleus; cytosol. Bases 1 to 5895 code for a protein of 1964 amino acids. The record is from RefSeq and is a predicted model, not a curated record. Gene Ontology annotation, biological process: proteasomal ubiquitin-independent protein catabolic process.
AUGGCGGUCAGCGAACGGAUAUCACAGCUCAUGAGCGCCCUCGAUACGGGCUCCGGCCCUGAUACCUCGCGGGCUACGUCACCAGGCAGCGAUUGGCGGCAGCCCAACAGUGGCGUCAACGGAGCAGACGACCGGCGCCGUCCACGGACAUUCCCCUACUUCGAAUACCUGCCGUACCAGACAGAAGACCAAAGCGAUCGCGAAGAGAGCCUCAACACAUGCCUGAAGCACCUUUACAUUGCCGUUUCGGCCGGCGACUUUGCGCCUGGCGCCGUACAUUGGACGCGCGAGAUCCGAGGCUGGCUCUCGCUCAAGUUCGACCUCCCCCGCACCACGCGCGUGAAGCUCGUGAAGCUCUACUAUGAGCUGGCGCUGGCUCCCGGUCUGGACUACCUGGUCGCGGAGCGCUUCGCUAGCAUGUUCAUGGUCCUGACGAAGCGUAAACAUUACCUGCGACCCGGCAAAGACCUCAUACUCGACUGGCGACCCCUGUAUCGAGAGCUGAAGAUGUUCGUCCUGCCCUCAGAAUCCGGAGGCUCACAUCCGCCAAACGUAAAGCGCAAUAUCCGUACGUUGACCAAGAUGUGCACCUUUGCGCAGUCGUACUUCGACCCCAAGGAGAUACCGGCUAUACUGGAAGAGCUCCUGCCCUUCUUCAGCACAUCGUUCAGCGAGAACGCAUUUGUGGUUGUCGGUCUAUUGAACCUGCUCUUUCCAACCCACCCGGCACCCGAGGACAUGCAGCAACUGCUGCCUCAAGAAUAUCUCCCGACCUUCUUCCAUCUAUGGUCGCUCGUCAACCGGUCGCGGCUCUUCGAUGCGCACUACAUUGAUACACUUUCGAGGCUGUCUAGGGACAACCUGACCGCGGCGCAUGUGCCUUUCUCACAAUACGGAGUGUUUACCGGCGAGCAGUCGUCUCAGAUCUUCACGGCUAUCCUGCGGCUACUGGAAAUCCCAGUCGGUCAAGCCACGUCACCAUACAGCAAUACUGUUGACCUAGGUGCAGGACUUGCUGUGAUGCUUGACCGUGACCCGCGGAAGCACCCGUCGACUCACCACAUUGCCCGCAUUAUCGCCAUGUCGUUAUCGCCUGCAUGUGCAGAGCAUUCUGACUCUACCCUGACUAAGCUCGAAGGGCUCAUCCAGGCUGUGGAGACUUUCUUCCAUCCAUCCAAUUCGGGUAGCUGGACUAGACCUCUGGCGCAGUUUGUCUACUACCUGGCCGACAUCUUUGUGCUGCGGUGGAAUCGAGAGCACAGCGGGGAGAUGGAUGUGCCAGAAGAGAGGAAGCUAAACGACGCGGUCAAGAGGCGCUUCGUACUCUGUCUACGAGAGGUCACAUUCAUGGGCAUCUUCUCCAAGAGCGACAAAGCCGUACAAUACGCCUUGUCCACCCUACAGAGCCUGGCACACCUCGAGCCCAACUUGAUUCUCCCCGGCGCACUACAACGCAUCUACCCCGCAAUGCAAGGGCUUGUCGAAGUACAUCGCACCAUCUCGUCAAUACGUGCGUUGCACAUGCUCUCCAAGGUCAUGGCUAAGACAAAGGGCUUCCGGUGUCACGUUACUUCUGUGCUCGGGCUUGCGCUCCCGGGUAUCGACGCCAACGACCUGGAAAAGACUGUGCAUACUUUGCAAUACGUCCAGGGCGUGUGCUACCUCAUUCCAUUCCAGGACCUCACCAAGGCGCGGAAGGCGUCGGAUGAGACAGCUCGAGAUGGAGCAACUACACCGGAUGAUGUUGGCGGUAACACAGGGCUUGCUUUGGAAUGGAUCACGGCACAAGUCGAGCGAUUAGAAAGCGCCAACGGGAACAUUGAGAUCAACUACGACGAGGAGCUCAGUGACGGGGAUGAGGCAAUGAUCUUACGGUCAUCCACGACUGGUCUCAACGAAUUCCUGAUUACAUUCCUUGGUCGCGUGUUCACGCUCCUGGAAAACUUGCCCGAUGCGUCUAGGGUCCGCAGUGGCUCUCCUGAAGAGUAUGUGGUUAACCAGCUACCAGCCGCUUUCACGCCGCUGCUUGCGGCACUCUCUCCGGAGCUGUACGAUGUUGCGCUUGAUAAGAUUGCGAACUUCAUCACAAACCAUGUCGUUCACCAAGCCAAAGAUGCCAUCGCAUUCAUUUGCAACAGUCUUGUCAAGAUCAACCCUGAAAAAGCACUGAAGCGUCUGUUGCCACAUCUUCUGGCAGGCAUCCGUACUGAGAUUGAUGAGAUUGGCGCUGGAUCGACGCGAACAACAGGCGCCGAGGUACUUCCCCGCGAUCGUGCUCUUGUUUGGAACCUUUGCAUUCUUAGCAUGUGUGUUGUCCAUGUUGGUGACGCAGUUCUUGAGUGGAAAGACGAGCUCUUCGAGAUUGCAGAAUACAUGCAGCAGAAGUGCCGCGGUACCCCCACCGUGCAUGUUUCCAACUUCAUUCAUCACUUGCUACUUAACCUUACUUGCACCUACACCAUCGACUACUCGAUCUACGAGCAAGAUGAGCUUGCACAAGGCUUGUCGACAGAGUCGUGGGGUAGACAGGUCGAUAUCAAGAAGCUGAACAUCAAGUGGCACACUCCGAGCUCCGACGAGAUUGACUUCGCCGUCAAGCUUUUCGAGACUCACGCCAACAACUCGAUGAAGGCACUCAAAGCCCUGACGCAACCAGACUCGCCGAUAAAGCGCGAAGGCACUGGCAAAGAUUGGUCCGACGAGGUUUCUCGAAAUCUUGUCCUGCUGCGCUUGAUCAUCUCCGGUAUCUCCGUCUUGUUUGAUGUUCGGCAUGAUCAGGCUGCUGAUGGCGCCACCGAGUCUGAUGAUGGCUCUGACGCUGAUGCGAUGGACACAGAAGGCAUCGAUGACGAUGCUGGCCUAGGAGAAGCUGAAGAUGAAGAGGUCAAGCCUACUUUCCAGUACGAAGCCGGCUACCCUCUGCGUCGUGGCGAUGACAACUACAACCUCAUUCACGAUCUUCGCGAACAGGUUGGCCAGAUGCUACACAACGUACAUCAAUUCUUGAUCGAGAAGCAGCCUGACGACGUGCCGUGCUUCAACUCUUUGUACAACGCCUAUCGGUCGUGGUUCAUCGAUGUUGGCAUCGAGCGAUCUGCCCAUGUGCUUGAUAGAAUUUCUAGGCUGUUAGAGAACGACGAGCGACCUUUCCGGUUCAGUGGAUUGCGAAAGCAAUACCCACGACCUCUACUGGUUCGCCGUGCAAACGUUUAUCAUCUGCAGCGUUUACGGCACAACGCUAACCCACGACCCAAGACUGAUCUCGACAUGAUCUUGCUGCUUGAUCUCGCCGAAUCCAGUAUCUCAGUCUACACAGAGAUCCGGCGCACUGCACAGACAGCCAAUGAGUCAGCCGUUAAGUGCGUGCUGGGUGCUAGGCCUCUUGUCAUUCCUCCUCUACUGGAUGCUUUCGUCAAGGCUGUUGCCGAGAGUGACUACCCUCGCAUUAAGGGUGCGAUGUUCACUCUUCUGUUCGGUAGCCUGGCAAAGACCAUCAGCCGCGACUGGCGAUUUACGCCUAAGCUCAUCAAAGCGUUCAUCGAGGUUACCGGUGCCGACAAGCCUUCGGUGCAGAAGCUAGCAACUAACGCUACUUUCCAAAUCAUGGACAUGGGUAAGGCAAUGGAGCGCAUGGUUAUCCUCCCGAAGGAGGUUGUGGAAGCGAUCGCAUACGCUAUCGACUCUAGCGAGGGCGAUAGUGUACAUACCAAAGUCAACAAGCGUCGGGACUAUAUCAAGAAGAAGCGCGCUCGCAUCGAAGGCAAGAAGGCUGAACUGUCCAAGGAGCUUGUCGAUAUUGCGAAGACCGAGCACUGGAAGAAGGUCAGUCGGACUGCAGCCAUCAUUGUCAACCUGGGAAUGCGUUACGACAGCAUUGCCUCUGACGAGAUGAUCGAUCUCGUGGCGAAGGGAUCCAUCGAUCAACAUCCUAGUCUUCGAGGCCUUUACGCUGGAGCGCUCAUUGGCUUGUACUCCGUUAUUCAGACCCGUGCGAUCACUGGACAUAACUACGAAAAAUACUUGCUCAGCGAAGAGGAGCUGCCGGAUAAGAUCUCGGUACCGACCAAGCCAGAGGAUCCAAACUGGACCGAGGAGUACCUCGCUUCGUUUGCGCAGCCAGAAGCCAAGUACUACGUCGACUUUGAUUAUCCUGGCUGGCUUGUGUGGAACAAGAGCAUGACCGCGUUCAAGCCCAAUGCGCCCCAGCUAUCGUAUGAUGAGGUCGAGAAUGGCGUCCGCCAAAAGAUCGCCAAGCAUCUUACUCGAUCUUGGUUCUCCAACUACUUUGCCUUCAUGAAGCAAGAGCCUCGUGACAACAGCGCCGACAGGUUCCGCAUGUCAAGCGCGAUGGUUUUGACUCACUCAUUCGAUCUAGUCUUCGGCGGGUUGACCGAGGCGACGUUCGAAGACAUCAAGGAUUUGACCCAGUCUGUCUACGCUGAUGGAAGCGACAAGCAUCAGCAUCGUGCCACCGCUGAGAUCAUGGCCGCACUGCUCUCAUGCGCCCCAGAUCUUAAGGCAGACCAGCGCGAAGCCGUGUGGGAAUACGUCUUCCCUAUCGUUCGUGGCAUCUUCCAAGACGGACUGACACCAGAGAACUCCGGUUACUGGACUACUUUCCUACAUGUUGUGUUGCAGUCGAAGGAUCCACGCCGAGGAUGGCCGCUGGUCGACUGGCUAGCUAGCUUCCGCCUUGACAUGGAGUCCAACGCCGCCUUCAAAGAGAGCUCCAAAGUACACUUGCUGACGCAAUGUAUCUGCGAUGCGGGGUGGCACUUCCGUCUAGAGAAGCCGAUCUUGGAAGACUUUAUGAAGCAUCUCGACCAUCCGUACAAGGGCGUGCGAGAAGCCAUGGGCCAGACCAUCGCGAGUAUCUUUAGGACACGUUACCACGAAUCGUACAAGGAUGUCGACACGCUGAUGAAGGCGCAAAAGGACGCUUCUUCGAUCGGCGAACGCCCUUACCAGCCUACGGAAGAGUUCACUAAAACCAUCACCGAGGUCUUUGAUCGCCUUGAGGUCUGGCGUGGGGAGCGUCCGGCAGGUCAACAGACACCUUCGUCGUACACGUCAGGUGGUAAGACUGUUCUUCUCUGGCUCGACUCUACGCUCUCCUCGUACGAGUGUACCUCGCUCGUUAGGUUCUUCCCCGAUAUGUUCAUGGAGCAGCUGCUACACAUGAUGGACAUCAAGGAGGACCCUGAAUUGCAGUCGCUCGCUUACCACGUCUUCCGCCACCUGCCCAACAUCCCGCAUCGCCAAGGUGAGGACUCAGACUUCAUCUCUGCUCUCAUACGCAUCGGACGCAACGCGACAAGCUGGCAUCAGCGUCUUAGAAUCCUCAUCAACAUCCAAGUGAUCUACUUCCGCCGACUCUUCCUCAUGAGCGAGGAGCAGCAACAGAGCAUGUUUGACUGCGUCUCCGCCAUGCUGUCAGACACACAACUCGAAGUACGAAUGGGUGCUGCCACCACGCUAUCAGGCAUGAUUCGUUGCUCGCCAAUUGCAUUCCGCGACCGCCAAGUCUCUACACUCAAGGAACGAUUUACCAAGCAGCUCAACAAGAACCCAUUGCCAAAGAAGCGCAACCCAGGAACGCCGACAACAGAACAAGGCAAGCUCGUCUUGACACGCCACGCAGCUGUGCUGGGUCUUGGUGCGCUUAUCCAAGCUUUCCCGUACCAGAGCCCUCCGCCAGCCUGGUUGCCCGACGUACUUGCGACGCUGGCUAGGAAGGCUGCGGCUGAUCCUGGCAUGGUUGGCAAGAGUGUCAAGACUGUUCUGGCAGACUUCAAAAAGACUAGGCAGGAUACUUGGCAUGUUGAUGUCAAGGCGUUCGAACAAGAGCAACUGGAGGACUUGGAGGGUGUGCUGUGGAAGAGCUACUUUGCUUAA